AUGGGAGGCGAACGGAGCUCCCCAACUUCCUCUAUAGACAGCAGCAGCCAUCCAUGUCUUUCUUCUACAUCUGUGUCCCGAGCACGAGGAGAUUUGAGCACAGAUUUGAAGCUUGGUCUUAGCAUAUCGACAUCCUCCUUGCAGGGUGAUGCGAGAUCACAACUCUCCAACUGGCCACCGAUAAAGCCAUUACUGAGGAGCACGCUAACAGGAAGAGGAAAUCCCCUAAAUCCACCAACCUUAUUUGUGAAGGUCUACAUGGAGGGAAUCCCCAUCGGCAGGAAGUUAGAUCUCUAUUCGUUUAACAACUAUGAUGGUCUCAUGCAAACACUUCGCCUCAUGUUUAAGACGACAAUAAUUUUGACUCCUGAACUUGGUCCUGUGUCAUCUACGAAGAUUCAUGUGCUCACAUACGAGGACAAGGAAGGAGACUGGAUGAUGGUUGGAGAUGUUCCGUGGGAACUUUUCUUGACCGCUGUUAAGAGAUUAAAGAUCACCAGGGCAGACAGAUGCUAGUGUUCAUGCCCUUCCUAAUUUUGCUGCCAAAAUUACAGAAAGAAGAGUGCAGGUGCAUAGGAAUAUAGGAUAUAAUUCUUUUGUUUUUUGUUUUUUAAAGUUUCCCUCCUACCAAUAUUGCCAUUUAACUUUCUACUCCUACAGACCCUUUGCUUCUCUUAAUUGGAUGUACCCUCCUCACUGUGAUAUUACAGAAAUAAAUCUGGUAAAGAAAAAAAAAUGAAGUGAGAAUUCUAAUCUUUUGCUUUAA
Messenger RNA from Asparagus officinalis (garden asparagus), 766 nucleotides. RefSeq names its product auxin-responsive protein IAA4. Gene Ontology annotation, biological process: regulation of DNA-templated transcription. The transcript has 4 exons. Lineage: Eukaryota; Viridiplantae; Streptophyta; Magnoliopsida; Asparagales; Asparagaceae. The record is from RefSeq and is a predicted model, not a curated record. Gene Ontology annotation, cellular component: nucleus. Bases 1 to 516 code for a protein of 171 amino acids. Gene Ontology annotation, molecular function: protein binding.